AUGGACCCAGCAAUCAACCAACCUGAAAAAACAAUUUUUAGCAACAUGUGCGUUUUCUUUAAGGCCAAAUUUGAGGCUAUCACCAAAAGUGUUAGGAAAAUCGGAGAGGACGACCCGAGACGAGUCGUGCACUCGAUCAAGGUCGGAUUAGCCCUAACGUUGGUGUCGUUGUUCUACUAUUACCGUCCUUUGUACGACGGUUUUGGACAAGCCGGAAUGUGGGCCGUCUUAACCGUCGUGGUCGUGUUCGAAUACACAGUUGGUGGGACUUUGGGUAAAUGCAUAAACAGAGGUGGUGCAACAUUGUUAGCUGGUGCAUUAGGGGUAGGAGCAGAGUACUUGGCCAGCUUGUGUGGUGAAAAGGGAGAGCCUUUUGUUCUGGCUAUUUUGGUCUUUUUGCUAGCUUCGGUGUCGACGUUUACGCGUUUUAUCCCGAACGUGAAGAAGAGGUACGACUACGGAGUUCUGAUAUUCAUACUGACGUUCAGUUUAGUAGCCGUGUCGGGUUCUCGUGUGGAUGAGAUUUUGCAGAUGGCUCACCAGAGGCUGUCUACUAUUCUCAUAGGUGGCGCCACAUGCAUCUUCAUAUCUGUCUCCUUUUGUCCUGUCUGGGCAGGGGAAGAUCUGCACGACUCGACUGCCGCAAAUCUCGAAAAGCUAGCAGAUUUCUUACAAGGUUUUGGAGGCGAACCGAUUUUGGCUGCUCAAGGGGAUGAAAGUUGUGUGAUUUCUCCAAAGGAUGAUAAUAGUGACAAGGAGAAGUCAUAUCUCAAAGGAUAUAGAAGUGUGCUAAAUUCGAAACAUGUCGAAGAAUCUUUGGCAAACUUCGCGUGGUGGGAGCCGAGUCACGGUCGCUUUAGGUUACGCCAUCCAUGGAAACAAUACUUGAAAAUCGGAACUCUUGCAAGGGAAUGUGCUUGUCUAAUGGAAACACUCAUCGGAUGUGAAUCACAUAUUCCGGACCCCCAAUUCAAAAUCCAACCCGCGUGCACGAAAAUGUGUGUAGAAUCCGGCAAGGCCCUGAGGGAAUUAUCCUCCGCGGUUAAAGCCAUGACAUUCCCAUUACCGGCCACCGAAAUCCAUGUCCAAAAUUCAAAAUAUGCAUCCGACGACCUCAAGACAGCACUUGAAAAAUCCACGUUUCCCGCCAAGUCAGACCUCCGAGAACUCAUGCCAUUGCUCGUCAUCGCAUCUACACUCACCGACAUCACCAAAUGUGUCGAGCAAAUCUCGGGUUCUGUGGGCGAGCUCGCCCAAAAGGCGCAUUUCAAGAAACCGAAGCCGAAGCAAGCGAAUUUGCUCCACCGUGGGAUCGUGAAACCCAUUGACCAAAAUUUUGAUCGUGUGAAUGAACUUCGUGCGGACGAUCGCGUUGUGAUAGAAAUCACUGAUAUGGCGCCGGAUAACAAGAAUCCUCUGUUUGUGCAUCCAGGAUAG
This is a messenger RNA of Striga hermonthica, 1437 nucleotides long. The record is from the annotation of a GenBank genome assembly. NCBI's taxonomy places the organism in Eukaryota, Viridiplantae, Streptophyta, Magnoliopsida, Lamiales, Orobanchaceae.